Messenger RNA from Paramuricea clavata, 36484 nucleotides. NCBI's taxonomy places the organism in Eukaryota, Metazoa, Cnidaria, Anthozoa, Malacalcyonacea, Plexauridae. The record is from the annotation of a GenBank genome assembly.
AUGCCGAAGUAAGUAAUGAAGAAACUCCGACUUACAAACAUGGAAUGCUUAGGUUGGCAGAUAGAGGAAAACAUGGAAAAAGGAAAAAACAAAUACUCGUUCAACAUGGUAACGGUUUCCUUGGACUAUUACUAAGUCCUAUUUUGGAAAGCCUGGCUGAACUUGUGUAAAAGCCUUGUGACUACAAUUUAUACAUCAUUUCAACAAUGAACUUCGACAUCAAGCGAUAUUUUAACUUGGAAUCCUCAUGGGGAGAUUGUUUACCAUGGAAGGGAAAUUCCAGAUACUAACAUCGACAACCUUUUACAAUACAACUCGCACUUUUACCAUACAACUCUCACAUUCCUGAACCACAAGGGCUCGAGCUGUUUACGAAGGGCAUAACAGAAGUAUGAAUUAAUAAUUGUCAAAAUCAAUUAUUGUCAGAAUAAAUCAAUUAUUGUCAAAAAUGGCAAAGGAGGAAUAUGAAAUGCAGCAAUCUGAGAGUGAUGUUGAAAGCGAGUCUGGUGAAGCAUAGUUAAUAGAGGACAGGGUUUGGAAGGCCGGCAAACUUCAAAGGCUUUCGAGCUAAUUAAUUUCAGAUGUUGGAAAGGUACGUCACGUGACAUUUCGGGUGCAUCAAAUUCAGAAAUUACUAUAGCGUAGUAUUACAGAAAUAUGAUAUUGUGCUUAUAAAUUUUAAAAUAGGGCAUUGUUGUUCUUGUUAUGGCUUCGACAAGUUCGGCAUACGAUUCAGAAAGCAAAAUUCACCCAAUUCUGGGUGCUGGAGACGCAGAUACAACGACGGAGGCGAUUUUCAUCAAACUAUUUAGCUGCUGCAAAUCAACGCGGAUGAAUUAACUGAAGAAAUAUCGCGUUCAGUUGAAGAAGUAAGUCGUUUAUACUGUGUCCAAUUAAACAAAUAUGUAGUGAGAUAUGUAUUUGACUUAUAUUUGUCGUUUAGAUUGAAGGAUUAAAGCAAUUCCCGUGCGAAUAUCGACGCAGUAUUAUAAAGCACUCGACAAAUUCUACAGCUAGUACUGCCAAUUAGGCCAAUGGAAGUGAGGUAUCAGUUUACCGUCACCUAAAAUUUCAAAAGUUGAUGCGGAUUUUUUUCAUUAUUCAUCAUUUUUCACGAUUUGAAUUUGUCAAAUUUUGAGCUAAAAAUCUGAAUUUUGACCGAAAAAAAUCCAAGAAAAUUUUGACGAUUCUUGAGCUUUUUGGCAGUUUUUGCUAGCUUCCAAGCUUGGCUUCGCUACGCAGGCUAUGGCUUCGCUAACUGUAUAAACAAAGUCAGUAUUUGCCAAUAAUUUCAACAGAAAGCCAUUUUUGAAACACUUCGUAUACAAAUUUGACAAAUAAUGAAAAAAUCACGAAAUAAUGAAAAAUUUCACGCGGGUGCCUAAAACAGACGCGCGCGGGUGACGGUAAACUGAUACCUCACUUCCAUUGGCCUUAUGUACGGCAGUACGAGUCAAAUAAUUUCAUACCCAACUGUCAGAACUGAACUUUGUUACAUGCGCUGCCACAGAAACAAGAUGUACGGAAUCACAGGUUCAAUAAAUAAAUGUAUAACAAUUCCACUCUAUACAAAUCCCUUUAACAAUAAAUUACUCCAGCUAUAGACUAAAUUUUGAUCUAGGCAAGAAGAACAAAAUCCAUCACCACAGCUAGAAAGAGCAUGUUAAAAUUAGUAAAAUUGCAAAGUUUGGCCACGAAAUGUUGUAAUAUACUGAAAAUAUAGCCCUGCGAAAUUUGCAAAUUUUGUAUUAAUUUGUAUUACUCGCGGAAAAAUGCUCCACAUGUGGGCCGAAAGUGCGUAAUACAAAUUAAUACAAAAUUUGCAAAUUUCGCAGGGAUAUAUUUUCCGCAUUUUACAACAUUUCGCGGCAAAGUUUGCAAUUUUACUAAUUUUAAAAUGCUCUUUUUGGCUGUGGUGAUGGAUUUUGUUCUUGCCUAGAUCUAAAUUUAGUCUAUAGGUGGAAUAAUUUAUUAGCUAUAUCGAGUAAGAUGCCCAAAAUUGUGAUUUUGAAAAAGAUGACCCUGGAUCAAACAUGAUUAAUUUUCAAAACCUACAUUUUGUUUUAGUGAAACUCAUCCAUCGUCAUUUAAGCUGGAGAUAUUUAUCAGAAACCUAAAUAAAUCCCAGGCUGUAACAUUUGACAAGCUUGGCAUGUGAGUAGUAUGCAAUUUAUUUGAAAUUAAUCUGAUUAAUUUAUCUCUGGAAAUGGAUAGUAACAUUGACAAUUUAUAUUUUCAUUGUCUUUCCUAGUUUGGAUUAUCAUGAAGUAAUCAACUUCAAUUUGACCACCCAGUCUGAGGUAACUUUUUGUCACAAGUCUUGUCUGGAGUCUGAAAAAUUGCUUAACCCGGCCAUUAAGCGCCAGCGCUCUCCCCUUGACGAGUAAAAUCAUCAGAGUAAAAUAAUAAAGUUGGGUGCAAUGCGACUCAAUGAGUUAACUAGACACAUGAGCAGAUAGGUCAGUUAACUCAUUAAGCGCCAGCUCUCUCCCCUUGACGAGUAAAAUUGUCUGGCGUUAGAUGGAGUAAAAGCGCAUCAGGGUUAUAUUAAUGCGACUUGAUGGGUUAAAUUAAUCAUGCACUUGUGUUAAUGCACAAAAAAUAAUUGUUAAAAUUUAUUAUAUUUUACGAGAGCUGAUAGUAUACAUACAUAUAUUUGCGAGAACAGUAUACAUAGUUGAGGUGUGCAAAUCAGAUCCGAAACCAAUCCGAAUCCAAAUCCGAUCUGAUUCGUUCGGAUUUCGGAACCAAAAUAUUCAUUUCAGAUCGGAUCGGAUUGAUAAAGUUGUUUCGUAGUCAGAUCGGAUCAGAUCGGACUUCGAUAUCCGAAAUAAAAUGAAUUAAUUAUCCACGCAUUAUCGCAUGAAUUAAUUAUCCAUGCAUUUAUCAAAGCAUCAUCACAGUUGUUGCUCUAUUAUUCAUUUGAUACUUCAAUUGGACAUCACUUUGUCAACUUCUUGACAUGUAUUUCUUGCUUUUAUAUUUAUUUGGUUAAAUAUUUCAACUUGAAUGAGAAAUUUAUUUUAUUAAAGAAUUCUUCGGAUCGGAUCGAAUUGGAAUUCUUUUUCAAAACUCGGAUCAGAUCGGAUUCGGAUUAGAAAUUUCGGAUCGGAUUUUAAACAUUAGGCAAUUGUCGGAUUAUAAACGUCCAAUCCGAUCCGAUGCACACCUCUAAUACAUAGCCAUGCAGUAUACUACAUAGCCAUGCAGUAUAUAUUUUGCAGUAAUACUACAUAGCCAUACAUAUUUAUACAUGCAGUAUAUAUUUGCGAGAGCUGAUAGUAUACAUGUGCCCAUGCAGUCAAUUAUAGUAUUAAAUUGUGUGCAUACAAAAUGAAAUCAAUUAAGUUCAUUAAAAAUAUGCUCAUUUUUCAGGGUUUUAAAUGAAAAAGCAACCAAAUUUUACAGUCUAAGUUGAAUUCUAUUCAAAACUUUGAAGUCUUGUUUCUUCUUUAAAAAUAGUCAGCAACAGACGUAGUUGUUCUUCGUGGUUGGUACACAAAACUGACAGUAUGUCUGUAUGGUUUCUUCACCAACAUACAAGAAGUACCACCAACCAUGCCCACUGUAGAACCACAGGAGAAACUGGUAGAAGUAAGAACUGGUCCUGUCAAUACACCUGAAGGUUCGUCAACUUUUUUCGUUAGUAAUUAAGUUCACCUAAUGUCAAAUUUGCACUUUGAUCUAUCAUUGAAGUACUGUAAUAAUGUAAUACCAUCAAUCCCAUUCGUUUCUACAGAAGCUGUUGAAGUGAGGAAGGACACUGAGUCCUCUACUGUUGAAGUGAGAACAGACGAGAGAGCAAAGAAAGACGAUAAUACGAAAUCUCCAGCCAAGCCAGCUGCAGCAUCUGAACAAACCGAACAGAAAGAAACAACACCAAAGGGAGAAAAAGAACAAGAUGAAAAGGUUAGAAAUGUUCAAGCAAUGGUCUAAAAUCCUGAUGUUAGAAAUUUUGUAAUAUCCACUCGGAAUACAAGUCAUUCACAGUUUGGUAUCCAGAACCAAAUUUUGGUAUCCUGUGCAUAUCGGAAUACUGCAAAUUUCGACCCUGUUCAAGACUCUAAGCAUGCUCUGCCUGAGUGUCCGAGUUGAUUCUUGCGAUUAUUUAUAAGUAAUACCAUGAUAUGAGGGAAAUUAGCGAUUGGGUAUCCCCGAAAGCAGUUCUGCAAACCUCCCAAGGGCGAAAGACAUUCGACCACUAAUUUCCCGACACACCAUGGUGUUAGGUUGCGAUACCGCGAUCGAGUUUACACUUAGAAAUGGACACACAUGCCCUACUUGCAAUCAGCGAAUUUAAGCUACCGGUAAGACAUUUGCUUCUUUGCUUGUGGGAUGUAAAAACUAGUUGCACAUGCUUGCAAAGAAGUGCUUCUUACGCUUUAAUUGGUUACACAUGCGCAAUAUAUCAUUUAACGUACCACAACAAAAACAGUAAAUAUAUUUGUGUAAAAUCAUUUGUGUAAAAUCGCGAAUUUAGAGACCAAAUUCCCGCUCAAAGGAACAGAAUCCCAUCCAGUUGUGGUAUCACUCAUCAUAACUUCAUAGUGAUUAACCCAUUCAGCUGCAGAACUUCCCCAUUGACGAGUAAAAUCGUCUGGCGUUAGACAAGUAAAAAAAAUAAGAAGGGCGCACUGGGCGCAUUACGGCUGAAUGAGUUAAGAUAUUGUCAUAUUUUUUGGUUAACCCAUUAAGCUGCAGAGCUUCCCCAUUGACGAGUAAAAUCGCUUGGCGUUAGACAAGAAAAAAAAAUAAGUAGGAGAUACUUACUGUAGGUCUGAUGUUAAUGUGAGAAAACUGGGAUAACUGCUGCCGGUGUGACCCUCCUAUAAAAAAGCACAGCGUUUCCCUAAGCACUGUACUUCUGUAUAUUUGAGGAACAAUUCCACCGAAUUAAACCAAAAAUGCGUAUUCUCUAGGAUGAAGACGAUGAAGCUCCCAAAGGAUCUCCAGAACCUGUUGAUGAUCUGUUUGAACCUCUCACUCCAGACAAAUCACCAACUGAUCUCUUCAUGUCAGAUGAAGAAGAUUUAGAACAAGUAUGUGCCAGGAUUGAUUCCCUGCCCAAUAAGUACUUUAUAGGCCAAAUCAUUGAUGUACUAUAGCCUCUCCUUUUAUUUACAGUUGGAUUUAAUCUGCAGCCCUAUUUGUUAAGAGCCAAUUUUUUUCUAUGCUGCGUACGUAUGAAAUGCGUUUUAAACCAAAAAUCGUUUUGGCGUGCCUCUCAAAAUUGCUUUGUUUUAGCCUUUUUCUCUAGUUUAUACAGUUAGCUACCUUUUGAAAUGUAUUUGCCGUUUGAGAAAAAUAAAAUAAUAGGAAAAAUUUGUUAAAAUAAGUAUAGUUGAAAUAAAAGUGUUAAUUAAAUAAGUGAUUAAUUAGGAUCGCUGGUAAUAUUUCAUGUUGGCUAUUCUUUCACGACUUGUAAUAUUAUAUUUUUUCAGGAUGGUUAUGAAGCAAUUCUUAGUGAUGAAGAGGUACAUUGUCGUUAUUUUAACCUGUGAUAGACGCUUUUCCCACAUAGGCGUGGUGUACUGAUGUAUGUCGCGAGUUUUCUGAUUUGAUUGUGGCAUUCUUUGAAAAAUUCAGUCAUGACGAACGGUUACACACUUGAAAAUUCUGAUGAUGCGCACGGACAACUGUUGUUUCAGAUUACCUAAAUUUUUGUGAUCAUACCCAAGCUUGGAAUAUCCCCAAAACCCUCCAUGGCAAUGACGGCAAAAACUGCCGUAAUGCACGGCGACCCUUUACGACAAUUUUCGCCAAUCCUAUGACAUUUUUCAUGUGUAUAAGAUAGAUUAACUCUAACACUUAUAAUUGUCUGAUUUUUUUUAGAUUAUGGAUGAUGAACAUCCUUAUGACGAUACAGUUAGUUUUUGGUUUGGUUGGUUUUUUUUGCCUUUUGUUUAGCAAGUUCAAAGCAGUGCACUAGAGAAAAUAGUGAAAAACGUAUAUUAUAUUCCAUGGUAUGGAUUAUGGAAAUUGGAUUUCCAUACUGUUGCUCUUUUGCAAUCGACGCCAUGUUGGUUGAUUUUCAAAAUACACGUGUAUAAAAUGUCUUCAUUCUUUGUCGUAUUGAGCCAAAGACCAUAAAGUAUCCAUAAUACAGUAACAUGUUUUCAAAACAAACCAGAAAAUGUUAAAUUAACUCAACUACUUCGCUGUAAACGGCUUAACGAAAGUUUAAAAUCAACCAAGAUGGCGCCUAAGACUCGUAGUGACGUCAUGUGCCUAUUUCCAUCGUAAGAAUUUUGAAAAAAAAUUUCAGUGGUGAGCUCUCUCUCUCUCUCUCUCUAUAUAUAUAUAUAUAUAUAUACAGGGUGUCUAAAAAAAAACGCUAUGGAAAUUCAACAGGCUGUUGUGCAUCACAAACUUAGCUAAACAAUUCAGUUUUUACAUAGGACGAAAGAGCUGUUAUUUAGCUUUUCUAUGAUACCUUUCUCAAACCGUAAAGAUGAGAAAUGGCCACAUACUCGUCAAAUAAAAAUUGUCGGUCGAAAUCACAUUCUUCCACCGUUGGGAAUUGAAAAUACAUUAAUUAUGCAAAGUUAAAUAAUCAAUUCAAAAGCAACGCGAGCUUGCUGCAAGGUAUUUGUUUCGUAAAACGUUUUGACUACGAAUGUUCUCUGUUCAGUGGUUAAUUGAACCAUGUUUAAUGCAAUAAUGGACGUGCUUAUUGUUUCACUAAGACGAAGAUUGACGAGUUGAGCUCAUUUUAGAUAAUUUAGCAAGAUCAGCAAACUUAAUGUUUUUAACAUUUUAAAACAUUUUUAUCAGUGUUAAAAACAUUAAGUUUGCUGAUGUUGAAUUAUGCCUAAUUGAUUUUCCUAGUUACAGUAGUUUUUUCAAUUAAAAGGGCCGAAAUGCGCCUUAAAAACCAUCAUUCAAAAGGCUGAACUGUGCCUUUAAGAACAAUGUUGUUGAAAUGAAUCAAUAUUUUAGGAUGUAUUGGACUUUCAGUUGUAUGCAGAGGAUACGUGGAUGUCUGUGUCAGUUAGUUUCAAUCCUUAUCAAUGUGACCUUUCAAAACUCACGGUACGUUGUAAUGGUAUAUUUUCUAUGCUGACAAGCAACAAAUGGUAGAAGUGCUGAAAUAUUUUUUUCUUUUUGCAGUCGUUCCCAUCUGUGGAUUCAGGUAAAAUAUUUGUUUAAUAAAAUGUCAGAAUUCUGGGAGGAGCAUUUUUUGGCAUGCAUGUAAGCGCAGUGUAGGUCAUUUUAGCUAUACAGUGUGAGCCAAGGUCUUGGCAAGUGUUGUAGUGUAUGUUAUGUGGAACAUUGUGUAGUUAUUUGUGUGCAAAACGUCUUUGAGAAAGAUCGUUUACGGCACUUUAUACACCGAAGAAAAAAGCUCUGUGGCCGGUUUAUUCAAAGCUGGAAUAGCGCUACACUCGGUUAAAAUUUAACAUGAUGUGUUUUUGUGUGUGUGUUUCUGCACGUCUGUUUAUUUCAAAACUUUAGAAAAUAAAACUUUUGUUGAUCCAGAAAAGAUUUCUAGAAAAAUAUUUCCAAGUUUAUGAACCAGCUGUUGGGAAGAUUUUGUUGAAGAUUUUGAUAACCUCGGAUUAUGCUAACCGACCCUGGUAGACAAUCAGAAAUUGAUAAUUUGGCAACUAAAAUUCAACUUUUGUGAUUUUUUAGGUCAAGAACCUUUAGAAAUUGACUCGGUAAGUUAUAACGGCUUAUUGACCGAGCGUGAGGUCUGUACUGUAAAAUAUCAGACCGAGGUUUUUUAGUAUGGACCGAGCGACGAAGGAGCGAGGUCCAUGCAAAAAACAGAGGUCUGAUAUUUCACAGUACAGACCAAACAAGCGAGGUCAAUAAUCGGUUUAUUAUAUGGCUGAACUGAGUUUGUGAGCAUAUGCUUUUCGCGCGAAUUAAAUCGGCUAUUGUCAGUUUCACUGGGUAACAAUAUACGGUAGGCAUGCAUGCUCAAUCAAAAACAAUUUGGUUGUUUGAAAUUUUUAUCUGUAAAGCACAAUUGGAAAUUUAAAAAGCAAAAAAAUUUUCUGUUUGCAAAGCAAAAAUUUCCCGCCAGAUAAACGACAUCCGGGACACCGGUCCAGAUACGGAAAAUACGGACCACGGUCCGGAUAUGGGUUUUUACCAGCGCGCUUAUAUAUAUAUAUAUAUAAGCGCCCUGGUUUUUACGGACCGCUUGUCAACCAAUCAGAAUAGAGAAUUUUGAAAAGUCAUAUAAUAAUUCUUGUUACUUUUGUCAUACCGGUACAGUAUAGUUAUUCUUGAGAAUUACUUUUUUACGUUUUGGAUUUGUUAUAGCGUUUCCGUAGUUGCGACUUAUGUUAGGAACGCAUGCAUACAAGUUAAUGUCGGUUAAAAUAGUUAAGCCCGGUUUACACAAUCAAAGUUUCUGUGAUCACAGUAUUUUGCAUCGGUAAAUUCUAAGUUUUGAAAGAUUUAUAAGAGUUUUUUGAGGGAAUUAACUGACUCACUGUUUAACACUAAAUCAGUCCCCUCAAACAUUUUUUACCAAUCCUUCAAAGCUUAGAAUUUACCUAAUAUGCAAAAUUCCUACUGUGAUCACAGAGCCUCACCAGCAUUUAGAUGAUGUUAAAACGAGCCUUUAAAACAUUUGCCACCGAAAAUGUUGGAAGUCAGACAAUUAUGUCGAAAUACAGUAUGUGUCGUGACUUCAUUUGUAAGGGGUGAAUAUUUCAGAGACUUUCACAGGAUUUUCACGAAGUAUUUCUGUGUCUAGGUAGAAGAAAUGAAAAAGUUGUUGGAGCAAUACAGUAGUGAAGGGAAAACAUCAAAGUAAGUUGAUUUCAUCAACAUACGCGAUUAUCAAUGUCAAGCAGACAUUGUUUUUUAAAGUAAAAUUUCAUAUCUUAUAUAGGUCUGUUGAACUACUAAACAGCAUCAGUGAUUCGCCAGUCAUCCCUAUGGUAUGUACAGCGUCAGUCAACACCCUAUCGUAAAAACGUACAAAGGAUAAAAAACUGCAGCAGACUUGUAGCAAUGCUGUUCCAACAACUUGUACAGGAUGUGUUCGCACUGCACAAAUUGAUGUCUAUAAACUGCAGGGUUUUUUCAUUGAAUUGAGUUUUGAAACUCAAUCUUCUCACCAAAGUUUCAGUGCAGUAAAAUGAAGUUGUUUGAGUUAAAUUCGUGACGUGUGGAAAUUAGUUUUCAGUUGGAAACCCGACAAUUAAGAGAAAAUGGCUGGAAUUCAUCUCACAACACAAGAAAAACUAUGCAUUCGCCAUCUUUAACCAGUUUAUAGUGUCCCUUAGUGCCCCUGCUUUAACACUUUGCAUCUCAACUACAUUUAUUGAGUACAGGUGUCAGGGGGGGGGGGGGUGCAGCCACCCCAGCUGUUCAGCUAAACUCAAUCUUUUCUGCAAAAACGGACCCAAGAGAAAAUCCUGGAAAAAAACCCUGAAACUAUGUAUUAACAACAAUAUAAUAUUUUUCUUUCAGCUUUGUAACUCUGGCCAACACGAAGGUUAGCAUUACGUUUUUAAAUUUUUCAGUUUGGUCAAGAGAAAUUUCGUCUUGCCUGAGAAAAUCCUUCUAGAAAAACUGCGCAUUGGCGCAGUAUAUCUAGAAGGAUUUUCUACAUGUAUGAACUUUAGUUUAUCAUAUCUGAGGAUGGUUUGAAAUAGAAAUGAAUUUUGUUGUUGUUUAGAAUUACUGCACACAUUGGUCGAACUUGUUCUCAACGCUAUUGACCUCGACGAAGCACGGAAUUUUCCAAUUGCUGUAAGUGUAUCUUUUUAAUAGUCUAGGUAUUGAGUGGCUAAGUAUAUAUAUAGAGGAUAUUUCACGGUGGCGCGGAAAUAUAACUUUUAUUUUCGAGUGGUGAAAACAAUAUUUUACGAACGAGCGCAGCGAGUGAGUAAAAUAUUGUUUUCAACACGAGAAAAUAAAAGUCAUAUUUCCAAAGCCACCGUCAAAUGUUCUUUUUAUUAUAUGGCCAAAAUAAAUUUCAUCAACUAGAUGUUUUGUAGCUCACCGUACGGCAACAAUGUUAUGUCUCUCCGCUCGUUUAUAGAGGCUAAAUAGUCGCUGAAGAUCGCCAAAUCGGACUUAGUCUUCCUUUUUGUGUUUUUAUUUUCAUUUUCUUCAGAAAACCUUGCCAAAUCAGCGUCGGAAACAUUAACAAAAUGUCGAGAAUUUGCCAUAUUGAAUAUUCAAAACAGAAACGGCAAAAUGGCGGGAAUUAGCGUAGGCCCCGCGCGAGACGUUCCCGCGUAAGAUAUGAUUUCAUAUUUCACUAUAGUGAAAUACGGGAAAUAUCAGUGGCGUAUUUUACGGUAUUUUACUCAUAUCCAUAUAAUAAAAAUGGGUAACUCAUUGUUCUUGUAUGCUGUUGUUGCAGGCGAACAUUCGUCGUUUAAAAUUUGGCAUGAAACUUGCUUCGAGGCUGAGUGAAAACGGCGCCAAAACAUGUGGAAUGUUGGUUGUAAGUUUAUUAAAUAAAUCGUUUUUUUAAAGACAGUCAACUCGUUAUAUAACGGACCAAAAAUAUUACAAAGUUUUACAAAAUUUGCUUUGUUUACAAAAGUUAUAUUGUGCACCCAGAGCUCUGGACGCUAUUCAUUACUAAAGCGCCUGGGUACGAGGCUGCAUAGAUUACUAAUUUGUCCUCCAGAUGCAUCGUCACCGGCGCUGUGACGUCAAGUGCAAUGGGUCUAUAGGCUCAUGUUAAAAAUGCCUGACUAAAAAGUGGUGGCACAGUAAUAUAUGGGGUACAGCUUGAUUCAUGGAAUUGUCAGAUUAUAUUGUAAUUUCACGUCAGUAUAGUUUGAGAAGAGUGUUUCCGAAAAAAGAAUUUUCUUUCUGGGAGCACACUUGCACGAGAUAAAAAUUUCCUGCGGACAAACUGAAUAUUUUUGUGCUAAAUCCGCAUAUGCAUAAACAUAUAGUGUUCUAGCUGACCAUUGUUUUAAAUGCAUGGUUUUAAAUUCAAGGAAUAAUGUCUGUCAACCACAUGUUGUUGCGCCCAUAGUGGGACAUGGGUGCUAAGGUUUCCUUCAAAUUUUCAAUAGCAAAUCUUCAUUCAAACGAAUUUCCUGCAGCUGUUUACAGUAACAUUUCCUGCGAGCAGUGCUCGCCUAUUUUUUCCAGCCCUACUCAUGGCCUAGAAAAGUCAGUCUGAUUAUGUGAAUUUAAAAGUGUUGGAUUAUUUUAUUAUUUAGAACUUGAAUGUUCAAGAAAAGCUUAAUGAUUUGCUAAUAGCAGAACACAUGUCAUCAUCUGUAAAACUUGUCGCUCUUCAAGGUACUGUAACUGUACGUUUUGACCAGCAUAAAGUCUCUGUUAACGAUAAUUUAAUAACAGCAAAUGUAUUAAGAGGAGAAUCUUUUGUAUGUUACGUAACACGCGCUCAAAACUAAUGCUUUUCCACUUGGUUUUGACUAUACUCAAAUUUUUAAAUUUUUGAUAUGUUUCUCAAGCGGCAUAAAAAAUGUAAAAAGUAUAUUUUGUUAGUGCUUUAUCUGUAAAAUAAUGCUAAAAUGAAGAGAUUUUAGAUGGUACGCCAAAGAGAAAAUGAUGUCUGAAGUUCAGUAAGUUUUGCUUAUGUAUUUUGCUGUAGAUAUGGCAUCCCUUUUAAAGCAUCAUUGAUAAUUGUAUUUUAAUUGACAAUUUUUACUAUAUUAUUUAUAUUUCUGAACCGGGAAAUGCUUUUAAAAAGGUAGCUAACUGUAUAAACUACAGAAUAAAGCUAAAACAAAUCAAUUUUGAGAUGCACGCCAAAAGAUUUUCAUCGUUAAAAUACGCAACAUAGAAACAAAUUCUCUCUUAAUCGUUCAUUUAUUUUAUAUAAGGAAAUGUAUCAUGGCCUUAAACCCAUUUUAUUAUAAAUCUUUCUAAUUUCUUCCCAGUGAGACAUACUGAUUUUCUUCUAGUUUCUAUAAUGGAAACAAUUUGUAUACCUCUGUAAUCAUCUCAUUGUAGCCUUACACAGUUCUGUGGAAUAUCCCCUGGGAAUGGAGCAUUUCAUUGGAUGGGAUAGACAUGUAAGUAAGCCAGCCUUGAUAUAUGCAAGUACCUCGCUUUCAACCAUUAUUCAAUGGUAAUAAAAAAUUGAAUAGCGGGCUGACACUUGGAGGUUAAAGAUGAUGUCCACUCCUGUGCACAUGCACGAACUUUGUUUACGUUUGAACUGCUAUAUUUGUAAAAUAUGAUAUACUAACUGAAUAUCUAACACUUUUCUGGUUCGCUAUACUUGUAAAUGAAUAUAAACUGUACGUUUCAAUUCAAAACAGUUCGAAAGAUGCAAAAUUUGGGCAUUGUUCAUAUCUGGGGGUCCCCCUUUGUUAUGAGCAGAACUGAUGCGCAGAACGGAGUGGACCUCAUCUUUAAUAUGCAAAAGUAAAGGACAUUGACAACAACAAAAAAAAUUAGUUUGUCUCAUUCAAAAGAAUUCUUAAAAUUAUAUAUUAAACUCUAUUACCGAUUUGUCAUAUCUUGCUUAGUUCUCGAAAUAUUUAGACCAAACUUAAUGAGCUGUCCGCCGAUUUGUAUUACGCAAGGGAAAAUGCACCAUAUUUGGUCCGAAAGUGGUGCAUUUUCCCGUGCGUAAUACCGGGUGGCGCAAAAAAAAGUUCACGCGUUUGAUUUAGUACAGCGAAAAAACUAUAAGUGUUACGUUCCUCAAAUAAAUGUUAUCCUAUCCAGGAAGGCCUAACUUAAAUUUUGAUGUAUAACACAUGCAUUUUUGUUUAGUAUUACCCAAGAUAUUGGUAAAUCAAUUUGAAUAUGCAAUUUCAAAACGUUCCAAAAUUAGCUGAAAAUAGCCUAUUAAAUACGAGUAAAGGAAUUAACGAUAUAUGAAGAACACAACGGCAGUAAAUAACGCGUUUAUCAUGGAAAAUUAAAUAACUAUAUUCUUGCACGUGUGACCAUACUAUCGAACGAAUUAACGUUGGAUUUAUUUGCUGGUCAAAGUUAUGGCAAUCAGCGAUAAUCGCUUCACGAAGCUGUCUCAAAUUGUUCGGUUGUUGAUCUAAUUUAAUUCCCUGUAACUAUGGGACAUGGAAUACUGCGAAGCAAUUCUUAAUUAAAAGAGCCAUCUUUUUCGAAAUUUUGUUGCUUUUCAAAUGAUAAUAAAACAAAUAAAUAAAUAAGGAAAAUCAUUCGUUACACGUUUCAAUUCAAAUUAAUUCAUACAAGCGAAUAUGUCUGACGAAAUUCUAAAAUUUAUCAAAACAGUUUAAUAGGCCAUUUUUAGCCAAUUUGUCAGAUUUUCAAAACUUCGUUCCAAAUUUUAUUUGGCGAUAUCCCAGUCAAUAUUGCACGUAAAUAAACAUGCUAUAGCUCAAAAUUUAAGUUAGACUAUUAUGAAUACAGCUACGUUUAUUUCAGGGAUGUAACCCUUAUAGAUUGUUCGCUGUACUAAAUCAAACAGUUAUACUUUUUUUUGCGCCACCCGGUACAAAUUAAUACAAAAUUUGAAAAUUUGGCAGGGCUAUAUUCUCCUCAUUUUACAACAUUUCGCAACCAAACUUUGCAAUUUUACUAAUCCCAACAUGCUCUUUCUAGCUGUGGUGAUGGAUUUUGUUCCUCUUGCCGAGAUCAAAAUUUAGUCUAUAACUUGAAUCAUCCAUUGAUUUUGUCUGUUUUCUCAGGGUGAAGCUAGCAAGACAGAUACGAAAACUGGUUAUGAAAAACUCGUGGAUCUCCUUGCAUCAGAACAGGUAUGAAAUACUGGAAGCCUGAAAAUAUUUUUACUAAAACUGUCUGUACCAGUGUAGGUAAUACCAAUGUGAAAAUGCUGUGCUGAGUGGUUAUAUUACUACCUUAAAAAAUAAGCAGAAACUCGACGUUUCGAGCGAAGGCCCUUCGUCAAGAGUUAGCUUACUCUAAGUCAAGAGUUAGCUAACUCUUGACGAAGGGCCUUCGCUCGAAACGUCGAGUUUCUGCUUAUUUUUUAAGGUAGUAAUAUAACCACUCAGCACAGCAUUUUGAAAAUAUUUUUGUCUGCCUGACAUGCACUUCUCUCUUAGGGCCGGAUAUCACAAGUAUCAGACAGACUCAGGCAGAUCCGGCCUCGAUAGCUUUUGAAUUUGGCGCAAUAGCUAUUUUAGCCUUAUUUUUGGACUAUUUUUGGAGAUGAUUUUUUCAAUUGAUACCAAUUAAAAUAAUCACUACCUGUAACUCCAGAAUUCGUAAUUUAAAGUUUCUAAAGCACAUAUUCGGGCAUUUGAAUUUGGAGCUAGCACAUUGGACUAUAUGGAUGUAGCGUACUAGCAUCCGUCCAUUCCCAACUACUGCUUAAAGGUUUUUUCCAUCUUUAUUACAUCAACAUUUCGUCUAUAUUGCAUAGGCUGUCCGUGUAGUUACGGCUGGCACAAGUCUGGUUCACAGAGCUCAUAUUUUUGAAAUGUUGGGAAAUCUGCAGAAAGUUGUUGACAUGUAAGUUUAUUGCAGUAAUUUUAAAUUAAGGCAUGUACUGUACAACUUGUCUCGUUUGUGUUCUAUAACCAUAACGUGGGCUGCAGGCCUGACAUUUUGUCAAAAAGUCUAACUACAUUCUGGUUAAAAUUUUUCUGGUUAACCCAGCAUGCGUGGCGGACUGUCAGCCCGCCGUAGAACUCCUAAAAAUGGGCGGAGGCGAAAGUCUGUCUGCUGGGUUUGGCUGAAAUCUUAACAAAAUAUCUUCGCAGGGAAUCUUCUUACAUCUUGCAGGAAUGCCAUCUAGUUUAAUAAUACCACUAACAUAUUUACAUCAAUUCUAUAUACAUACAUAACAGUGUCGUAUUAAUUUAGAUAACAUCAGAAUGAGGUCCGCUUUCGCUAGAUAUUUGAGAAACAUAGACCAGAUCUUUCCAUUAAUGCAGAGAAAAGAAUUCGGGUCUGACAGGUCAGGCCAUUAAAUGGAAAGCGCUUUAGGCCUCAUUAAAAUAGCCAGGAAAUUUAACCCGCAUAUUGAGUUAAACCAAUUAGGAUUAUUUUAAGGUUGGCCAGGAAAAUUUUCCCCAGAGUGUUUUUAGAUUGAACAAUUUACUUUCUUCGCAGCAUCAUAAAAAGCACAAAUCACGUGAUGGCAACAAGAAAGGAAGUAACUCAAGCGAACGUGGAAGAUCAAGACAAUGUUGAGAUGGAUGAUGAAAACAGUGCUAUCGAUCUCCAAGAUUUGGUCAAUGCUGAGCAUGUUGAGAUUAUCAUUGGCUGUCUCGAGGAAGUACAUAAAGUUCUCAUCAAUGCUUACGAAUUGUUGGUAAGUGUUCAUUUUAAAUGGAUGCCUCCAUACAAUUGUAAAGAAACAGCAGCGAAAAAUAAGGUCUUCACAAUGACGCAAAAUAUUUGCUAUUUAUGUGAAAUGGGGAUUUUUUGGAAGCUAAAAAGACUUCCUGGGUAACAGUUUCCUAUUCAAAAUAUUACAUAAGUUUGAACGUGCCGAAAAAAACUUCGCACUUUGACUCGUGAAAAAAUAACUUUAAAACUGCUCUACUUUCCGGAAACAUGUUUUGUAUUAAAUUUCAGGUAUUGUUGAAAGUUUUUAGCUUUUUUCCUUGUUGAAAUACAGCUAUUUAGUGCUCAAAAACAAAUGUCUUUUUGGUGGCGUAUUUUCGCUCCAUUCGUACAUGGCGGCCAUCAUGAGUGGCUUGAAAGAUGGCGACCAAGUUAUCGUUCCAGUUCCCUUAGAGUUCAAUGUGCUUAAACAACUGUAGGGAGCCACCUUAAACGCGGAAAUGUGGCGAAAAUCAAAAGUCUCAAAAUUUGAACCGGUCAAACUCGAGCGAGAGUUGCGGCUUCUCGUCCACUCUCAUUUCCGUUUGACCGAGGACAUGCUUUUGUAAUUGAAAAACUUGUUGUUUUUUUAGGUGCAACCUCAUGCCCAGGCUUUCCCAACAUCAGUUAAAAUCACCGCUGCGAAUAACGAACCGAAGAAUCCGUUUCCAAUGCUCUAUCGUAUGUUUACUGACAGGUACAAUAUGAGACACAUUAUUAUUUGUAUUCGUAUCAUUUGAGCCGGUUUAAUAGGCCUUUCCCCUUAUAACCAAAAUUUUGAUCUAGGCAAGUUUAGACAAAUAUUUCAUCACAGCUUGAAAGAGCAUCACGAAAUUAGUAAUAUUCCAAAGUUUCGUUGCGAAAUGUUUAAAAAUGAGGAAAAUAGAGCCUUGCAAAGUUUCCAAUUUUCAGUCAUUUUGCAUUACAAACGGGAAAUUGCAGCCCCAACACCCGAAUCGGAUGUCAAUUUCCCGUUUGUAAUACAAAAUGACUGAAAAACGGCGAACUUCGCAAGGCUAUAUUAUCCGCAUUUUACAAGAUUUUGCAACAAAACUUUGGAAUAUUACUAAUUUUGUGAUGCUCUUUCAAGCUGUGAUGAAAUUUUUGUCUAGAUCGAAAUUUUAGUUAUAAGGGGAAAGGUCCAUUAAUAUAAUCGAUUUUUAACUCAUCAAGGAAACUUCUGGAGUCUAUUCUGGUGUUGUUCUCAUGUCCCGUUGGAUUUCUUCCGCCUGUGUUUACAGCCAUAAGAGAUAUUUUCUUCUAUGUUCUUCAGACACAGGAAGGUCAGUGUUGAGCUCUUUUGUAACAUACAGCAGAAUGUUUUGGUUAACUGUAUCAGGAAAACUCUUACUGUAUAUUUUGUACGAGACUUCGUGUGCAUGUAUCAUUUCAGUUUAAAAUCAUAUAUUUUGUUUAUUCCUAGGUUUGCUAUUUCUUUCAUCCGAUCCUGAAUGUACGAAUGAGAUUAUAAGAAUAUUAGCACAAACAGUAAGUAGAUUAUGAUAAAAAAAAGAUUGUACAGUAGAGCUCCUCUAACUUGAACUACAUCAAAUUUUCCCUGGAUUUGUCCCAAUUUUAACAGUCAUUUACUUCGGUCAACUCGAACUCGUUUUUGUAGGAAACUGAUUUUCAUUACAGUGAAGCACCAUCAUUGCAGGUUGGUGGUUUUAAUUGUUAUUUCUAAUAAUUCUGUAUCGUAUAUAAUUGUCUUAUUUCCACCUUUUUCUUACUUAAAAAACGUUUGAUAUUUUGACUAUUUUAUUAUUUGUUCCCAGGACUUUCUCCGUGACUCCAGCGCGGCUGAUCAUUGCACACCUCAACAUUUGGGAUUACUCUUAAUUUAUCAUCUCCAGGUAAUGUGUUUUAAAUUUAAAACUAUGCUGGUGAUGGUGGUGAUGAUGUGAUGAUGAUGGUGACGAUGAUAUGAUUAUAGUGAUAAUGAUGGUUGUGGUGAUGAUAAUGAUGAUAAUGGUGAUGAUAAUGAUGGUAAUGAUGAUGAUAAUGGUGAUAAUAUAUGGUGAUGAUGAUAAUGGUGAUAAUGGUGAUGAUGAUGGUGAUGAUUAUGGGGAUGAUGAUGAUAAUGUUGAUGAUGGUGAUGAUGGUGAUGAUAAUGAUGAUGAUGAUGAUGAUAAUGAUGAUGAUGAUGAUAAUGAUGAUGAUGAUGAUAAUGAUGAUGAUGGCAAUGGUUGUGGUAGAGAUGGUGUGAUGGAGUGUUUUGUCAGAACGGGAAGAACUCUGGUGACAUUGGAUACCACACCAUAAAUAUUUGUGCUUGAUUUUUGAACGUUAGUACGGCGCGCACGUUGCCAAUCUAGAUUCUGCCACCCACAUGCUUGGUUGUCGAAUGAAAUGAUGAUAUUUUGCUUUUAUUCUAGACUCUACAAGCUAUCGAUCAGUUGAAAUCUUCUCACAGUUCUGGUAAGAUAUUAGAAUGCAUGUUAAAAGAAAUAAUUCUAAAGUUAGUGUCUAUGACUCAUGUCUGAUCACGGAGCACACCUAUGGUGGAAGGGUCAGUUAGGGGGGGGGGUAAUCCCAACCCACCCUGUCAGCAUUCCAUGUGAGAGAGGGAACCGGAGUACCCGGAGAAAACCCCACGACUUUCGACUUUCAGCGUUGACUGACUCUUUUCACAUGAGUGUCAUGCAUGAGUCCGUAGCGAGAAUCGAACAACUUGCUCUUAUACAGCCCUUGCAAUUUAAUGAAAUCAACAAUUCAAGCGCAAUAUUUUGACCCUUAAUGACCAUUUGAAGAUGAUUAUUAAUAACCAAUAGAUAAGUUGAAAUCUUAUGUUGAUGUGUAUAUAUAUACACUUUUUUUAAUGUAUUGGAUAGAUUCCUCUACAACAUAUGGUAACUCUGAUAUGGUAAAUAAUAAAUGUUUGAUAGCCAUUGGCAAAAAUUUGCCGACGACAAUUUAAUUCCUGUUUGCCGCGUGAGAUUCCGAGGAUUAUGAUAUACAUUCAGUACUUUAGUUCUCUAUCUGUACAGUAUCUUGCUACAUUCCUUGUAGAUUUAUCUGGCGUGGACCUGGAUGGUGCUGAUAUUCUUUCUACUUUACAUUCACUGUAUUCCAUGACAUUUACUGCCUUAGGUAAGUCUAGAAGUAAUAGGCACUUUAAGAUUGACGUUUACGGCAAACCGCAAUGGGGAAACGUAGUUGGGCCUACAACGGCUAAAAACGCACAGGUUGUUGCAAGUUGAUAUCGACAGGCGUGAGCAAUGUUGUGCGGCCAACUAUGAACAAGUUGUCAACCAUGUUGUUCCAAGUUGUUACAGUUGAACAAUGUUGUAACAACAUGUUGACAAUACUGUUCAUAGUGGGCCGCACAACCGUGUUCACGCCUGUCGAUAUCAACUUGCAACAAGUUGUUGAUUUUCUCAAUUUUUACGCGUGUACAACGGCAAAGUAAGGCCAGCUAAAAGUAGCUAAUUCAUACUCCAAUUUUAGUGCACAAAGUUGCCCAUAACUUCGAACAGCUAGACUUCAAAUUACGAUUUGAAAUUUGCGGUUAGCGGUUCUUGAAGUCCCUAUUCGACAUACCUCUCUCAGUUCUAGGCUGUUCUUCAUAGAGGUUCCUGUCCAGGCCAUCCCGAUAAUAUCUUAAAUGCCAUAUAAUUUUAAAUUUAAUUUUUUUACCAAGAAGCAAGUGAUGUACAGGGCUGGUAAGAGACGUGUUUGUUUGUGUUGUAGGGAAAGCAGCUGUGACCAGUGUGUUAGGAAUGUCGUCCAAUUUGGAAUGUUUGUUACCGUUUGUUGAACAAGCUGGUAAGAACAUCGUGAACAUUUCUUUCUUUUUCUUCGUGUUUGUUUGUUUGUGUACAUUAAUUGGGCUUAUGUGGCCGUGUUUACUAUUUUGUGUGUGUCUUGGUGUGUGUGUCUGUUUAUUUGUGCAGUUAUAUUGACAUUUUAUCACGCAUAUAUGUUUAUAGACAAGCUGAGUUCGGAUUCAAAAGACUCGAAAUCGAAGAAAAGUGUUUCCAGUCGAUAUGCAUCUGUUUUAAUUCUUCUGACCAUUCAAGGUACGGAAUUUUCAAAGCAUAUUAAUGCCUCCCUGGUAAUUGUGCACUAAUCGCCCGUCUUUCGGGUGUUCUGUCUUGUGGGUAGACCGUCUGUUAUGCAGGCUAAGUGGGCUGUUCAUAUGGAGGCGGACUGGUCCAUUUGUCCGGGACGAUUCUUUUAGUAAUGCUCUUAUCACGGUUUUGAUAAAUAUCCCAAAUUACAUUUCAAAGUUGAAUUAGCUCAGCUUGAUACCAGUACGAUCUUUUAUCGUCGGGAAAAAAUUUUCGUGACACGAUUCAUCCUUGCUAGACCGCCUCAUAUGAACAUCCCCUAACACUAGUAGAGUAAGCAGCCCUUCAGGUAUCCGUUUGAAGUCCUGGCCAAUAAUAAUUUCGGUAUGGCCAAUACUGUUGUUUUGCUCUACUGAGGCUCUGGCUAUUAAUUGAUGAGCAAAGCGAGUAUGCAAAGCCGAAUUGAAGGUCGAAGCUUCAAGGGUGCUGUGAGUUGAGAUAUAUUGCCCGAGUGCAAGACUGGGCUAAGAAAUUCAGCUUGUCAUGACUGCAAGUACCGGCGAAUUACACACAGCCUCUGGCGAAAUUCGCCGUUCGCCCUAAAACAAGAUGGGUGAGUAGGACAUUUUCGUUCCGUAUGAUUAAGUUUUUGAUUUUUUUUAAGGUUUGGAAAAUGUUGAAAUUUUAGACAGAUUUGGUGAGAGGAUGUGGAAUAUUGGACAAGGUUAGAUAUUCUUUAUGAUUAUAUAUGUUUGCAUUCAGGAACAUGUUUAAUUUUGGUUUCUCUUUAGACAAGGAGUCGACAUUAGGCCUUGCGCAACUCAGUCAUUGGUUGAGUCCAGUAAAAGAUGUCAAUUUUGAAGUCAAGGCGAUUCCAGAUCUUGUUGGGUUUGUAAAGAGGUAAGCUUUCCCACGGGAACAAAUUAAGAUGGGAGGGCAUCGUUUAUUCAAUGCAAAGUAGGGCAUGCAUAGCUAAGCAAAGCCAAGUACACUAUUUUCAUUACUACAAGGCUCGCUUUAGGUUAGGCCUACGCCAGCUAUCGCGUUGAGCCCAGAUUGUCUGGCCUAUAGAUCAGGCCAAGCCUAAGUCACAAUUUCACACGAAAAAUGUCUGGUUAGGUUAUAGGGAACUCCGUACUCCUAUGAUAUAUACAUCAUAGAAAGUAAGAGACUAUGCUGAAGCCCCACGUCAUGUAAACGUUAACUCAUCCCCAGUCGCUUACCCAACGCGUCGGGACAUUCCCAUGGUCCUUUGCGUUAUACUCAAUUUUCAUCGCAUUCCCAUGAAUCAUUGCACGAAUAAGCAAUGUUACAGGGAUGUAUACGUUCACUUGCGCAUGCUUGAACUAUAAAAACGUUAAUUUUACUAAUUUGCACGCUAAUCGUUCUGUGUUGUCAAAAAAAUGCCCUUUUUAUAAAAUUGCACUUGUUUAUUUUAGCAAGGUGGAUGAAUUAAACAACCAAAAUGUUGCGUGUGGUAUUCUCACUGCCGUUCGCGUUAUACGUUAUCUCACUGUACCUACAGCCAGCUCACUUGAAGGUAAUUCUCGUCUUUUAUAAAUUGUGAUAAAAAAUGUGUGUGCGCGUGCGGAUUCUGUAGUACUGCGCGAAUUUUAAUACAAGUAAAGGUCCAGACACACCGGACGCGAUUGGACAACGCGACGCGAUUUUUAAGUUUUUGAAAGUUAAUAAAACAGCCAAUGAGAGCAAAUUUUAAAAGAUGUGUAGACCAAAUAACUCAAAAUGUUACAACGCUUCUAAAUAUUUGGAAAGUUUAAACUAGGAUCAAAGUUAUCGGUCAGUAAAAAUCGAGGUAGUCAGUGCGUGUUUCAACAACGAACACACACAAAUCGGCUACGGCAAUCAUUCAUUAUCAUUGCAUGAUGUUUAAUUUAAUGACAUAAAUUUGUCUUGUUUACCGUCGGAAUUCCUAUAUUUCCUAAUUCAUUAUUCUUGUCGAAAUGUUUGGCGGCGUUCCACUGGACUAAAAUUUUCUGAAUCCGAUUGGAUCAAUGGCAGCAACGGCACAUUUGUUGUGGUGCGUGACUAAAACUACAUUAAAAUCGGCUCCCACAAUCAUUGCACAAUAUUCAUUGCUAUAUAACUUUUACUGCAUCUUACUUCUAUCACAGAGUAGAGACAUACAGAGACGUAACUAGUGUACCCACUUUUUUGUGCGCAUGCUCGGCAAGUUACUAGAUGCAUGCAUCUGAUUGGAUGACGACCUGAUGACGACUCACUUUAAACUUGCUGAGCACGCGCAGUUGAUCAUUUUUCGCCCGGUCGCCUGAAAAAAAGUGGGUACAUGAUAAUGUAAUCUUCCGCAGUGUUUACAACGGUCAGUUACGUCUCUGUAUGUCUUAUCUACUCUGUGCUUCUAUGAUCUUUGGCGUAAAUAAUUCUUACAUUUCUUCAAACAAAAUAAUAUAUUAAUAUUUUUCACGGCCUUUCACGAGGUCAGUUAUUAGAACUGAAUAAGUAUGAAAUCUCGAGCCCGUUACAGUGUCAACUGUCAAUCGAAAUUCCUGACCUCUGCGAAAUACCUGACCAAGCGUGACGGCCGACGGGUCAGAAAUUUCGCGUGUGCAGGCGCGAAAUAUUAUAAAUUGUAAGUCGGCCAAGACCGUUUUUUAGAGUUUAGAUAAAUAUUUAUGAUGUUAAUUCGUAUUACUUAAUUGGUUAAAUAUUUCAAAUCGACAUAACUUUAAAAUAAAUAUUCUAUGACAAACACAGGUUUUGAAUCCAUCAUUCGCUAUAUUUUGACGGCGUUUCAUGGGGUGAACCCAUUGGUCUGAACUUAGAUUGGAUAAUGCAUCUAUUGUUGAGAAGCGAAGCCGGUAGUAAAUCUGCGACAUAGGUGAAACUAAUUCAAAAAAUAGGUACGCUAAGCGUACGUGUAUCUGCGCCAUCCCAAUUUCGCACCUGCAUGUUGGUAGAGGCAAUGGUGAAAAAGGCAUGGUAUUAAAUGGUAGGGGCCGCUGCAUUAGUUUUUAUUUUAUAUAAAAGAAAUUAUAUAUUAGAAAAGUAACUAAUACAAAUAAAACAAUUAACUGUAUUUGGGUAUUAUAAUAUUUCAGUAGACCUAUUUAUGCAAAUUAUGUUGUACAGCUAACUAACUAGUUUAGCCCAUAAUUGUUAUUUCAGUUAGCUUGCAUGUACCUUCAAAAGAGUAUAAUUUAAUUGUCUUAUUGAUAAUUGUAUGAUAUCUGGUACUCAAUAAAUUGUUAUUGUCAAUUGUCAUUUGGGCUAGGAACGUAAAGGAUUUUGGAAUAUAACCCCUAUAGUGGAAGAAUCUAUCUAAUUAUGAAAUAAUGAAAUUACAUUUUUAUUGAAGUUAGGUAGAUACUUACAUAAUAUAGGAAUCUAAAGGAAUUAACGAGAUAAUGAAUACUUGUUAUAUGUGUUGGCCUAACUAGGCAAAUUGGUUGCAUGGAAUAAAAUUCACUUGCCAUCAGGUCUAGUUUUGCCUCUCCAUAAUAAUAAAACUUGAAGCAAAUGAUUGCAGUAAGGAUUGAUUAAUUCCUUUCUAAUCUUAUAUUUUCCUUAACAAAUUUAAUAUUCAAGACUUGAAUAUGAAGCGCUGAUUUCUGCUGAUUUAUUAAUAGACUACCUAGCAUAAGCAAUUAAUUUCUGGAAAAAUAAAAAUAGAUUGACCGCCAUGAGGCAAGUUCUGGUUGCCCGGGCAAGCAAGCACCAAGUUACACUACUAAACUCUGGUUAUGUUUUUUCUAAAGAAAGCUAAUUUUGCUAUCAUUUCAUAAACAAGCAGGUGCAAUUCAGAGUAAACCCUAGUUUCCGUUGAGUCGUAACCAGGCGUUAAACUAUCGGUCGGUCACGGACAUUGUCCGACCCAUUCAUGAAAUUGUCCGACGUAGAGAGGAAACCACCAGACAUUCUGUCCGACCUAAGUGAAGCUGAGGUGUAUUGUUUGUCCGACCCGAGUGAAUUGGUGACCGACCUAACUGUAGCUUUGUUCAACGUAAAUCAAAAUUUACCCUAUCCCAGGACUGGAGUCCCGUAUGUUAAAUGGAAAAUCAGAGGACUAUUGAGUAUUGUAUAGAAAGUGAACUGGAAGUGUUGUUUUAACGUAGCUAAUCGAGCGCGGGGCGGCGAGCGAAAUGGUGAAGUGGAAAACGGGCUUAAGUUGUCGAACUCUUACUGCUGUUUUGGCAAGCAAGUUAAUUUUGGCUUGGAAAUAAAUAUGAAUGAAACGAAUUAUUUAAUAUCUUCACAACAUUUACCUUUGAGAAUUAAUACAUUGUGCUGAUAUUCAUUUGUACAUGUCAUUCAGACUUAUUUCCGAGUCAAAACUGAACUAAAGGUCAUCGGACAUAUGUCCGACCCAAACUCAACGUCACCGGACAUUUUGUCAGACGGCCCAGUAAAAGAUAUGUUAAGGCCUGGUCGUAACUGUCGUGGACAUAUCAAGAUGACCAAGCGUGGGUAUGUUUCCACAGACAGUGAAUUUCUAUACAACACACUGAAAAGACAAGAUAGAUCCAGACUAAUUUCUUAUUGCCCAACACGAGUUGGUCGCGAGAGUUGCUUGCGACCAAAUGGAGACCAGGCUUAAUCCUUAGUUGUAUCUCCUACAAAGUCACCGACUCUCUUCUUUUAAUAUUGUCAGUAUUUGUGACUCACUCUAUGAUGUAUCAGUAAAAUGAUAUACAGUCGAACCUCUAUUAAGCGGCCCUCCAUUAAGGCCUGAUUCCACGGGCGCUUUUUCUCGGCGAAAUGCGAAAUAUUUCGCCUGUUUCUUUUGAAUUGUGGGCAAUCAAGUAGAAAUAAUUUAUUCGAGUGGUCGCAAUUCAAAAGAAACAGGCGAAAUAUUUCGCAUUUCGCCGAGAAAAAGCGCCCGUGGAAUCAGGCCUUUAAGCGGCCACCCUCUAUUAAACGGUCACAUAUCGAAGUCCCGAAAUUUUUGUAAUACAAAUACUAUAAACUAUCCCUCUAUUAAACGGCCACCUCUAUUAAGCGGCCGCGGCCACCCAAAGGGCGGUCCCAAAUGAUGUUUUAUAUCAAUUUUUACCUCUAUUAUACGGCCAGCCUUAGGUUUAGAUAUAGGUAAUGAGAACCAUAUUGGUGUCCUAGUAAUAAAUUUAUGCCACAUAGUCCCUAAAUGUUUGUUCAAAAGGUUUAGUGUGAAAUAUAAUAGUGUGAUGUCCUCGUGUUGUUGGCACAAUGUAUGCCUGUGAAAAAAUGUUAUAGUAGAUGAAACUAAGAAUUAAAGAUAAAAUCACUAUUGUAUUCUGUGAUUUAAUAUUUAAAAAUAGACAUUUGACUACGCCCAGGGUCUAUUAUUUGCGUACCUCUAUUAAGCGGCCACAAAGCCGAUCCCCGAGGGUGGCCGCUUAAUAGAGGUUCGACUGUAUAAUUUUCAAUCACCUUUUUAAGACAUAUUGUUCGACUUUUAAACGCGAUCUCUUUACAAAGUGGUAUACAAAAUGACUGAAAAUUACAAACUUCGCAAAGCUAUAUUAUCGGCAUUUUACAACAUUUCGCAUUUUGAGAUGCUCUUUCAAGCUGUGAUGAAAUUUUUCUUUAGGCUAGUUGAGACCAAAAUUUUGGAAAAGUGGUAGAUGACUGGAAAUUGGAAAUUUCGCAAGGCCAUAUUACCCGCAUUUACAACAUUUCGCAAUGAAACUUUGGAAUAUUACUAAUUUUGUGAUGCUCUUUCAUGCUGUGAUGGAAUUUUGUCUAGGCUAGUUGAGACCAAAAUUUUAAUUAAUAUUUAGUCCAAUCCCACGACAGAAUUUAGAUCCCUAUUCUGUAGUCCGCACAAUCAUUGAAUGACAGGGCCGCUUAGGGGGGGGGCAGGAGGGGGGGGGGCAAAAUGCCCCGGGCCCCGAUGUGCUGGGGGCCCCUGAAAAAUUCUUUGGGGCCCCAGUCUUUUUUGUGUGUUAAAUAUUUCCGCACAAAGGACAACAUAUCUGUUUUCUUGGGCUAAGUACCGAAAUUUGGCAUAAAAAAUGAAAUAAAGUCCCUGGAAAGCAAUUGCAACUCCGGAAAAUUUUUUUUUACCCCUAAAAUGGUACACUGACCGAAAAUUUUUUGGCGACUGGGGGGUGUUGUUCUCCGAAAAAAUUUUUUGAUAGGGUAGGGGCCCCCCAAAAAAAAUUGCUCCGGGCCCCCGCCAACCUUUCGGCGGCCCUGUUGAAUGAUGUUCAAUGAAAUGAAAAAUUUGUCUGGGUCCAAUCAAAUAUCACGAAUAUGGUGAAUAACUAAGUAAAAGCAGCACUUUAGAAUAUGGUGAUUAACUAGAAGAAGCACUGUAUUGUAGUCGGUGCGUGUUUCAACAACGAACAGACACAAAUCGGCUACGACAAUCAAUGCAUAAUGUUUGAUGAUAUAAAUUUGUCUAUUUACUGUCGGAAAUGCAUGGAAUUCAUAUAUCUCCUAAUUUAUUAUUCUUGUCGACAUUUUUGGCGGCGUUUCACUGGACUAAAAUUUUCUGAAUCCGAUUGGAUCAAUGGCAGCAACGGCACAUUUGUUGUGAUGCGUGACUAAAACUGCAUUAAAUCGGCUCCCACAAUCAUUGCACGAUAUUCAUUGCUAUAUAACUUUUACCGCCGCCAUGCUUGUAUCUUUGGUUUUUUUUCGGAAACAGUAUUAAUAAUUUUUCACGGCCUUUCUCGAGGCCAGUUAUUAGAAUACAUAACUUUAAUCGUGGUUAAUACAAUAGAUGGUUUGGAAAGUUAUUAGAAUAACGACAUUAGGGACUUUACGCAUCGAAUGGAAGACGGCAACGUCAGGACGACGGCUAUCAAUACAGUAUCAUUAAUCCUAUAGCACAAAAGAAAUGAAUAAUUUAAAUUAAAGCUAGAGUUUCAGACGUCGUCCAGGCUCUGUUGACAACGGCAAAAUGCAUAUUUUCACAUCUUCGAAAGUAUACGCUAGCAUUUCAAGCCGUUGCAGGCGAUUUUUCGAACAGCGUUGAUCAAAAUUGCUCUGAAGGUUAAAGUUUUAGAAACUGUAUUAAAUUGAUAAGAAAGUAAAAGCAGGACAACAUUUUCAUACAAUCAUUUAUUUCAAAAACUUUGUUUAGCCGUCGUCCUGACGCCGCCGUCGUACUUGCGUAAACUCCCUAACAGAGACCUUACGAUUUACGACGGCAACGGUUACCAAUACAAUAAACUUGAAAAUAAUUGAAUAAUUACAAUAUAUGAAUAAUUUAGACAUUCAUGGUGAAACUAAUUCACAAAAUAGGUACGCUAAGCGUACGUGUAUCUGCGCCAUCCAAUGUUGCACCAUGCUGGUAGAGGGAAUGGUGAAAACGGCGUAGUAUUAAAUGGUAGGGGUUGCUGCAUCAUAAUAGAGAGUUUAAGUUCGACUUCUAAUACCAAUACCGAUACCAAUGUUCAGUGGCGUAGCCAGCCCGACGAUUUAGUCCCGCUAUGUAAAUUCAAAAUUAUUAUCAUUAUUCAUUUCUUUAGAAAUUGAUUGUUUUCACAGUCAAUGAACACGAAAAUAUUUACAUAGCGGGACUAAAUCGUCGGGCUGGCUACGCUACUGCCAUCACUUAUCACUUUCGUUCUCAUUUUGGUACCGGGAAUUUGAAAGCGUUAAGUUAUCACGACAGAUAAAGUAUAGAACACAUUAAUCGUCACCGAAAAUGUGCGGUAUACUAAACGGCAGCUGAGUUAGAAAUAUCCGAUUUAUAUGAGUUUAUCUUACAAUUCCCCCGGCUUCCAAUACAAGGCCGACUUCGGUAGUGUGACUUCCUCGUGCUUCUUGCGAGCAGAGAGCAUGCGCAUGACAUGUUGUUAGUAUCGGUAUUGGUAUCGGAAGUCGAACUUAAACUCUCUUCCACAAACAAAAAGUGUUGUAUAUUUUAUCACCAUGCAAUCAUACAAAGAACUUAUUAAACUCUCUAAUAAUGUAACAGGGUAACUCCAGUGGUAUGACGUAGCUUUUUUUAUAUAAAAGAAAUUACAUAUUAUAAGAGUAACUAAUACAAAUAAAACAAUUAACUGUAUUUGGGUAUUAUAAUAUUUCAGUCGACCUAUUUAUAUAUAGUAAGCUUGUACCCUCAAAAAAGUAUAAUUUAAUUAUGUCUUAUUGAUAAUUGUAAUAUCUGGUACUCAAUAAAUUGUCAUUUGGGCUAGGAACGUAAAGGAUUUUGGAAUAUAACCCCUAUAGUGGAAUAAUCUAUCUUGGAAAUAAUCUAAUUAUGAAAUAAUGAAGUUACAUUUUUAUUGAAAUUAGGUAGAUACGUACAUAAUAUAGGAAUCUAAAGGAAUUAACGAGAUAAUGAAUUACUUGUUGGCCUAACUAGGCAAAUUGGUUGCCUGGAAUAAAAUAACUUGCCACAGGUAUAGUUUUGCUCUUCCAUAUUAAUAAAACUUGAAGCAAAUUAUUGCAGUAAGGAUUGAUUAAUUUCCUUUCUAAUCUUAUGUUUUCCUUAACAAAUUUAAUAUGCAAGACUUGAAUAUGAAGUGUUGAUUUCAGCUGAUUUAUUAAUAGAAUGCCUAACAUAAGCAAACAAUUUAGUGUCGCAAUUAAUUUCUGGAAAAAUCAAUUGCCCGCCAUGAAGCAACUUCUGCUUGCCCGGCCAAGCCAGCACUAAGUUACACCACUGAACUCUGGUUAUUAUUUUUUUUUCUAAAGAAAACUAAUUUUGCUAUCAUUUCACAAACAAGCAGGUGCAAUUUAGAGUAAACCCUAGUUUCCGUUGAGUCGUAACUGUCGUGGACAUAUCAAGGUGACGCAGCGUGGGUAUAUUCCCACAGACAGUGAAUUUUUAUACAAACGGCAAGAUAGAUCCAGACUAAUUUCAUAUUGCCUAACACGAGUUGGUCGUGGGAAGAGGUUAUUUCGCUGGCCUCAGAAUGACAAAACGUAACAAAGUAACGGUUUUACUAACACUAACCCUAUUCCAAACACCAAAUCUAACCCUAAUCGUUACCCUAACCCUAACCUAACCCUACCUCAAGUUUGUUUCUAAACCAAUCUUGAAGAAAAAUUUUUUGACGAAAUGUCAUUCUGAGGUCAGCGAAAUUUUUCCUUGGUCGUGACAGUUACUUGCCACCAAAUGGAAACCGGGGUUAAUCCUGCCCUGAACAUAGAUAGGUUUUGAUGUUCAAACGGCAAAGUUUUGUAGACUAUACGACUACCUGAAGUCUUUCGGCUUCGCUCGAAACAUCGAACGUCUUUUUGUAUAUGUCAGGUAGUUGUAUCUUCUACAAAGCUCUGCUGUUUCUACUCAUCGCUACCAACACUGGCACCGACUGUUCGAGAUGUCUUGAUGUGGUACCUUAUCUGAAGUUGUGUCAAUGUCAUGUGUUCAAGCUUAAAGCCUCACGAAUACUGCUACGGGUUUCUUCAAACCCCAACCCUUGUACUACACCAAAAACAUCAAGUACAAGAGAAGGGUACACCCGAAUGAAAAUGUUGUCAACAAGAUCUUGCUGUGUCUGGUGGGACCUCUCUUGUUUGUGAGCGUAUGCAUUGCGAAUGAAUCUUAUCAAGUCGAUUACUUUGUCAGUUCGAUACUUCUUAAGUUUCCAAGCUCUGGUCAUUUCUUCAUACAACUUUCCGAUAGCCCGAUCCCAGGAUAGAAUCCUGACACUUUGACCAGUGUUUGUAGUUUGCAAACGUAGCUCCAACACCGAGUUGGGAUUAUUUGCCGGGAAAGCAGCUUCUUGUUGAUCGCCUACUGCUUUCAGAAAUUCAAUCUUCUUUUUAUCGCUCCAAAGGUAGGGAUGCUGGUUGAGGUAUGCUGCUGGCGGUCGCUUGGAAGGAACCUUUGUCAAAAGAACCUGAAGAAAACUAGUGACUUCUGCUGGCAACGCUCGAUCGAGGUUUGCAGGCUUCUCCACGAUUUUUCUUUCAAUAACGUGAGCCGGUUCUUCAUUUCCAGUUGUAAAAGGAUGCUUGCCAAGAGUGAGAAGAUAAUGAACUACCAGGCCCAUGGAAAAGACAUCGGACUGUUGGGUAUGUUCUCUUGAAUUCAUGCUGACCAGCUCUGGCGCCAUCCAACAACGUGUACCAGGUGCCAUGGCAACACCUCUGGUAGACGUCAUCGAGGAUGAACUCGACGUAUUCUUCGUCAGCCCGAAGUCGGCGAUCUUGAAAUGCAAAGUGGGAUCUGUUGUGUACAGGAUGUUGCCAGGUUUGAGAUCGCGAUGAAUCAAAUUCUCUUUGUGAAGGAAUAUUAAACCAUCGAUAAUCUGUUUGGUAAUUUGCAUACUUGUCGCCGGAUUCGAUUUUAGAACUUUAUUUACAUCGUCGUUUGUGACAAACUCGUUGAGAUCACCGUCCAUAAGAUCAAGACAGAGGUACUGAAAGUUCUUUUCUUCAACAGUUUCGUGGCAUUUGAUGAUAUUCUCACACUUGCCAGAUAUAGAAAGCAAGGUCGUAAUUUCUCGUUUGAUCUCUUUGGGGUUCAUCUUUGCUUUCUCUAUUCGUUUCAAGGCGUAAGCUCGACAUUCGAUUGUCCCAGAUCCGCUGUCAACGUUCUCGUCUUUAAUUGCUAGAAAGAUUGAACUGAAUCCGCCAGAUCCAAUCAAGUCUUGAUUGGAAUAACGGUACUUUCCUACGACAGUGACCUCGGUAGCAGGAGCAGUAGUUAAACGCUUUGCGUUGUUCAAAUGACGCGUCGGACACGAUCGGAGCUUCCGUACUUGGUUGCGAAUACGUAAAUUUAACAUUCGUUCGGAAAUAGAUGGAGAUAAUGUCGAAGGUGAAGGUGAAGAGGAAAUGUUCCUUUUAUCACGUUUUCCAUUAGCUCCGUGCUUAAUUAGCAAAUCGGCGCAUUUCUGGUAAAGCGAUGGUCGUUUGUCGUGAUGCUUGUGGGCAAUGUCUAGAGGGGUACGUCCCUCUGAAUCAACUGUGUUUACAUCGACGCCGUGUUCCAGAAGUAUUGCCACGCUCUGACAUAUCUCGGUUUCUCUAAUUAUCGUGUGUUUGUUGUCAUCGCCCACGUCAAGUAGCACGUGGAGAAAACUUUGGCCUUUCUUGUUUUGUCGUUUCAUAUCACUUGUUGUUGCAUUGCGUAGCAUUUCACUUAAUAAUUUUACCAAAGAUGAGCACAGCUCAACCACAGUUGUGCCGAAAAGAAAAUAUGCCAUUCUGCUUAAAUCAUACGAUCCAAUUCGUAUAGCGAUCAGCACUAUAUCGAUUGGGACGUUGCCCUUUAUGUCAGGAAUCCAAACCGUUUCCAUGGCAUCUUUGUUUUGUGAAACUAUGCUCUUUAGGUUUUUCAGUAGUUGUACAGCUUUUUGAACAGAUCUGGUACUGGUUGUUUUCACAAAAGCCUGAUUCGCCAGUUCUGCAGUCGCAGAGGUUUGAGCAAACGCAAGAUCGGCCGAUAUUUUCAAGAUAAAGAAAACUGGUGAUUCAUCGCGAUCAUUUCUUGCCCGACAAACAGCACCAUUCUGAAGAAAUAUCUUGAACAGUUCAGGAGUAUGAGCGUAAUGAAGUGGAACAUCGCCAGAGUCGUUUGUAACUCUCAAGCUUGCACCAAACUUUAGUAAUUUUUUGCAAAUUUUCUUUUCAACGGAUUCGUGUUCCGCUGUACUUGUAGACAGUGCGUAUUCAUGUAGCACCGUGUUGCCAUUCUUGUCUUGUGCCUUUGCCAACACAGCAGUGUAUGUCGGUGAUAAUUCUUGGGAAAGUAUUUCUAAUAGCUCGACUCUGUCCUGAAUGAACCAUUUUGUUUUAGCAAGGCGUUCAUUCUUAAACACCGGUGCACCAUUAGCGACGUUUUCUGCUUCAAAUCUACCAAAAAUAAUAUGCAGAAAUGUUUGCCCAUCGUUGUUGGCUGCUAGUGGAUCAACACCAGCUUGCAACAAAUAUUUCACUAAAGUGUCACAGUCAAAAGUGAUACCAGGUAGGGCCGCAAUGAGGUGUAAUGGUGUAUUACCGUUUGCGUCCUUGCAACUGCUCAAGUCAGCGAAGUUAUCUUCCAUUAUCUCACAACAUUUAAUCAAAAUCAUCUCUCGAUAUUCUGCGACGGAGAUGCUCGCUGUUGCUACGUACAAGUAUGUGCUGUUAAAUUCUUUAUAAACAUGGUCUUCGUUCUCACUAUCAUCAGAGUUGCUGUCGUCAUAGACAUCGUUGCUAUCCUCAAUACAUAUGUUAUUUUUGCCUUGCACACCGGGUAUUCCUCUUAUGAAUUGCAACCAUCCGCGACCGGUUUGAUUACCGAAACCAAAAAAAUCCAUGGGUCGAUGGCCAGUUUUCUCCUCGAAAUUUAUGCUUAAGUUGCGAUAGUCGAUCUCAUCCUCAUCAUACACGAUAUUGUAUAGCAACUCUUCUGUAACCUCUUUGAGAAAUAGUUUUAUUGACUCCAUUGUGUUGUCACAAAUAGCCACGAAUGGCCGGUGAGAAAAUGAAAGCGCCAAUCGCUUUUCUCACCGACUCUCGUCGUUUAAUAUCGUCAGUAUUUGUGACUUACUCUACGAUGUGUCAGUAAAAUGAUAUAUGAUUUUCAAUCACCUUUUUAAGACAUAUUGUUCGACUUUUAAACGCGAUCUGUUUUGUUAUGAUUCUACUUUGUACAUAUCCUGUUUCCGGUGAAAAGCAUUCGUUUUCUUGGAAUCAAACAAUAGCAGCUGUGAUAGCAGGCGCUAAGUAAACAACUGCCACCUGAAGAUUUUUCCUUGAAAAGAGGAAUUUUACAUAGUUUUAAAAGGUAAAUUGUGAGUUUACAGGAUUUUGUUUAGAGAUUUGAACGAUCUUAGUUUGAUUUAUUGUGAUGUUUAGAAACCAAUUAGAUUAAUAGCUUGAAAAUCGUACGUUUUCCGAAUAAUUGAUUUGUGAACCGAUAUGUGAAAUUAAUAUUAAGUGUGAAGCGAGUUAGGGAAUUUUGGAAAAUUUCUGAGGAAAUUUCAAGCUGUUGCCAAGGAAUUUGUAAUAGUUGUGGUUGCCUUGCACUAUUGCGUAAUGAGCUCCCAAAGUUAUUGCAUUAUGUUUAUCAUGUGAAAUUAGUGUUGUUUUCAGAGCCUUCUUCAAGCCAUGAUGACACUAUAUUGUUUUUGUACUAUACAAUUGUACCAUUCACCUGUAUUAAGCCAUAGAAUGAGCUAAUACUUAUUCAAUUCAAAAAUGUGGUAUAUUUGAAAAUAAUUAAAUAAUUUUGAAUAUUAUAUUGGCCUGGUUAAAGCUUUGCCUUAAAAAUUCCUUAUUUCACUGAAACAUUUUUUGUUUUUUUGUUGGAUCAAUAGGCAAUUUCAGCUUUUAAUUUAUGCCUACAGUGGAUGAUGGGAAGUAAGGUAUCGUAGUGCUGAUUAUGCUGAAACAUUUCAAUAAAAACUACCGAAACAACCGAAAUAUCUCAAUAUUUACAAGUAUAAGCUAUCACUCCGUGUUUACCCAGCCACCAUUUUUAUUUUUUCAGCAUAAUAGACUAUGUGCAUGAUACCUUACUUCCCAUCGUCCCCUGCACGCAUAAGCUAAAAGCUGGAAUUACUUAUACGGAAACAGCGUAUAAUUAUUCGUAUGUAUACUAUUGAACAUGCAAUGAUUGUAGGAACCAAUAUGAUCUACCAAAUAGCAUGCGCAGUAAUCACUCUAUGAAUUUGACCAGUAAAUUCGACCAGUGGCGUGCUGGGUACUAUUUUUCUGGGGGGGGGCAGUGGGCUGUCAACAAAUAUGCGCCCCUAUAAUGUUUCGCCUGAUAAACGAGGGCCGAAGGCACGAGCCGAGCGCCGCAGGUGCGAGGUUUGUCUAGGGGGGUCCGGGGGCAUGCCCCCCCCCCCAGGAAAAUUUUUGAAUUUAGAGUCUCUGUAAUGCCGUUUCCUGGACUUUGGGGGAAAGAUUUGACAGAAAUCUGAUGGUCAGGAAACGGCAUUAUAACGUGUCGAAAUUUGCAAUUUGGUUUGAAUUUAGUAGUAGUACUUAUAUUAUGCAAUGCUAACAACUUCCAGCGGUUAAUCUAACCCCAAUUCUAUUCUCUACUGAUCCAGUGAUCUGAAUACAAUUACAACAUACAGCUUAUUUAUACAAUAACACACGGACCCAACGCAUAUGCAUUUUAAGGUUUCCCUGCCUGGCUGCCAAAAGGGCGCGUUUCAGCAUUAUCUCAUUACUCACACUACUCCAUGUUUCUGGCGCAAACAACUAAAUUGCGUACACAACUUUACAUUAUCAUAACUUAAACUAUCCAAUUUGCGCCGCUCUUGUGAUUCGUGAAGCAUAGUAAAGGGCAUAAUACGAGCAAAAAAGAGCAUAAUUCCCGUGAUCGCUUCGAAACCUGACCAAUAUUCCGGUGAUGAGACAUUGCGUGCGAUCACAGUUCAUGUUUCUAUAUGAACGAUUUCGUGUGAGUCGUGAGGUAGCAAAUUAGCAAAUACGGUUAGACAAAAUAGUCUGUAUAAUUUAAUAUAUCACUUUGUCGCCUAUGCACUUGGUCUGCUUUAUAAGCCUAUAAACACAUCUUUUCUCGGCGGAAGGAACCAUAUUUUUUCGAAUGCUUUUUUUCCCACCCACUUUCAAAACACGGCGCGGGAUCGGCGCCCUCUUUUCAUUUUUGCGCCCUGCACGAAUUGCCAGCUGGGGGGGCCGUGGCCCCCCGGCCCCCCCCUGCCAGCACGCCACUGAAUUCGACACUGACUUGUCUUCUGUUCGCUUAUCCCAUGUUGAAUUUAUGGAAAUGCAACAUUUGCUUUUUGCUUUCCCGUGGAUUUUUGGCUUUGCAUUAUGAUGACAAAAUUAAAAAUUGUCAGAUUAAAGUUGUAUGUUAGUAAACAUGUUGAAGUGUUGGACGAUGCUGAGCAAUAGGGGGAGGUUCAGAUUUGACUACCGCUACCACUAACUGUUUGUGGCUUAGUACGUAUCUGAUUGGUUAAUCGGAUAUAUCAAACGCAUCUGAUUGGUUAAUGGUCCCUUCAUGGUAGCAGUAGUGGAAGUCUGGACAUCUCUUGCUGAUUGAGAAACAUUACAUAAAAAAAUUAUGAUUAUACUCCUUAGUUUUGAGCGCCUGUACGUAACAUACAAUAAAAUACCCUCUUCAUACAUUGUUUUCAAAAUUUUUACCAAGAUCACUAUUAAAAUUAUAUUUUUCAUAUCUACUUCUCUAGGUGGCCAGAAAGACCUCACCUACAACGUGGCGUGUAUUCAACUCUUUUCAGCGAACGCAAUGGAUGUAUUCAUCAAAUUAACACAGAAGAUUAACGAAUUCUUGCAGAGACCUUGGCUCCAGGGGCAGCCAUUUACAAGCGGACAUUGUUACUAUGUCGUCUCAAUAGUACUACCGUUGCUAGCAUGUGUCAAUCGACUGCUGGCAGGUAAGUUUGUGGGCGCGGUUUCGGUGAACAGUCAACACGACCAUUUGAUUGGUUAAUCGGGUAGGUUAAGUGCAUCUGAUUGGUUAAUUAGCCUUUCUUACGAUGACAAUAUCCGCCAUUUUUGGGUGGCAUCUAAUUCUUGUUAACCAAUGCAGACAAUUAAAACAAUGUGAAAAGCAAUUUUUCAAAAUAAACUAACCAUUUACAAAGCAAAUUUACCAUCAUUCGUCAAAAAAAUUAUAAAAAGUCGCUGUUAUGUGGAUUUAUCUCGCAGACCAUACACCAGCCUUGGACUACAGGUGAUAUUCCUUGCUGCAUUUGUACAGAUCAUCUGUCCCCAAAAUAACGGGAACCAUCGAGUCAAUUUAAGUUUUGUUCGUUUUGUAGAAUUAUUAUCAACCAGUGUGUACCAGUUCAAAGACACCCGCCUGUUGACAGAACUUAUGGCCCUCUACAGUGUCAUGUGUUCCGUGUCAGGGUCGCUUUCCUCCAUCGCACAAAAAAUACAGAAUGAAAUAGUCGACGUACUUAUGGCCUUCACUCGACCAGUCCUGCAGACUACGGACACUGAAGAAGCGAUUAAUAACAGUGUUUGGUUAUUGAUGUUGAAAGAGUUAUUGCAGUGUACAAUGUCUCGGCCCCAGUUCUUCCUCGGCGGUCUGUCACUUCUCUCAGAACUUCUGCCCAUUCCUCUUCCGAUUAACACUCUAGAGGUAAGAGAAAUUGAAUCAAAGCAACUAGGUCCAAACCAUAUUGAUGUUACAGUUUCUUAUAACAACAUUGGUGUAGUGCACUUAUCGUGAUAAAGGUGACCUGAACCAGGCUAAAGAUUAUUACCAGCGAGUACUGGCAAUUCGAGAAAAGCCAGGCAAACAAUGUUGAUAUUGCAGUUUGUUUUUUACUGUAACUCUCCUUUGUUUAUAUUCAUUUCAGCAUAUUUUCAAACUAUUUUUAGUCAUUCAAGGAUCUUUCUGCGGAAAUAAGUAUAAAAUUUGCCGAAAUUGGACGAGCCGCCGGGGCGAGUUUCCAAACAUCACGAGAACUAUUAAUCCCUAAUUGUACGAGCAACAUCGCAUGAUUACUUGUUUAGCAUGACAAAAUUGGAUACUUCUCAAUGUCAACAUCAUAUUCUCUCGCCAAAGCGCAGUCCUGCCAGACUUUGAACGAAAAUUUGGUGCUUUUGUUCGUAUUUUCAUUUAGUUCUUUUGUUGAAGCAAAAUUUGGUGCUUUUGUUCGUAUUUUCAUCUAGUUUCUCUACGGCAAUUUCAUUUCACAUUUGUGUUUAAAAUAUCUUUCCGCCAUUUUAUUUGUUUAGAGAAAAUCAUUAAUUGUACUGCAGUACAAUUAAUGAAAUAAUUGUACUGCUCUCAACCAAUCAGCAUCCAGUAAUUUUGUCAUGCUAAUAAUAAAUAUAUUAAAACUUGAGCUGGCGCCACCUAAAAUCCCUCGCCCCCCACUUAAUUGAUAUAUUUAGAUCUUUUUAUAUCAUGGAUGUACAUUCUUUGUUGCAAAUCAGUAUUCGUUUUGUAGGAUUUACCGGAAGACGAGGUGGAAAAACUGAUCAAACAUCGCUUGCUCUGGAGUGCUCAUUUAAAUCCUCUUACUUCAACCAUUCAAGGAAUGCUGAAAGAUUUAUCUGGUAAGUAAUCGAUAAUAUCUCAUUGGUAGCUCCCAUAGACGUCAUAUUUUUAAAAUGGUGUAGAAUAGAACGCCUCUUCGCAGGGAUCCCGAAAUUGCAGUUGAGCCAAGUUGACCAACUUCCUGACCAACUGCAACUUUUCUGGGAUAGGAGGACCCUUUGAUGAUCGCACCGUCGGAUUUUUGUUGUACAUCGUUUAGUUUGCAUGUAUGUAUAUCAAUUUCGUGUCUUCUCAGGUUCGUGUUGUCACAGUCUACAACUGGUAUUAAGAAGAGUGUGUUGUCAGUUGGCUGAUAUUUCUGCGUCAAUGGCAUUGACUGUCGUCAGGUAAGAGAUAUUAGAGACCUUGCGAUUUUAGGACGGCAACGCGACGGCCAAAACAAACUCCUUGAAAUAAAUGGUAGAAAAGAUAG